Molecule: messenger RNA, 1170 nt
Organism: Thelazia callipaeda (thelaziosis nematode)
Lineage: Eukaryota; Metazoa; Nematoda; Chromadorea; Rhabditida; Thelaziidae
Source: the annotation of a GenBank genome assembly
AUGAAUAUUUGCUUCUUAGUGACUGCUAAUUACUUAUAUCAAACAUCGAGAGAAAAACCUAGCAGACGUCAUGUUCCAAAAACAGCAUCAGCAAGACGACAAAAAACUUAUAUUAGGGAUGAACCUCUAAAAGAUAUUGAGCUGGAUCUUGAAUCAGGAUGCAAAGAUUCGACAGUACCUGGCGCUGAAAAAGUCACAGAUAAUGCUUUGGAAUGGGUGAAAACAGUUUCAAGAAAAGGUUUACGACCUAUUUUAAAAGAAUUCGCAACCGUUCGCAAAUUUAUACCACCUAAUAUGUCAACAGAUGUUUUCAACCAAAAUCCUUCUAAAAAUAGGUAUACCGAUGUAAUGUGUCUUGAUAAAACACGUGUAAUCCUAAAAGAUCGAACGAAAUCAAAUGAUUACAUACAUGCUAGCUGGGUGCAAUUACCAUCCAACAGGAAGUACAUUUGUACUCAAGGACCACUUGAUGAAACUAUCGAGGACUUCUGGUGGAUGAUUUUUAAGGAAGAAGUUCAAGCAAUUGUGAUGCUAUGCGAUUUUAUCGAAGACGGAGAACAAAAAUGUGCAGAAUACUAUCCCUUAACAACGGGGGAAAAAGUUCAAUACGGAGAAAUUACAGUUAAAAAAUUGAAAGAAGAAGAGGCAAUUCAGAUGAUAACAUGUCAAAUGAUGAGCGUUAAAUACGAUUAUCGGAAAAUCAAAAUCUAUAAGUUUAAAAUUGGCAGGGGGGAAACACAUCACGUAAAUCACUAUCGAUGGUCCAGCUGGCCAGAUCGAUCUGCACCGAGUUCUUCAGCACCGCUCAUAUCACUCAUCCUCAAGAUCAAAGCGUUACACGACAGAGGUCCAGUUGUGAUACAUUGCUCCGCAGGCAUUGGUCGUACUGGAACUCUUUGUGCCGUCGAUUAUGCCAUGGAUAAAUUCAGUGAGGAAGCAACUCUUUCCCCAGCUGAUGUUGUAAAAGCAAUCCGUCAUCAACGACUACAUUCAGUUCAGUCAGUGUUGCAAUAUCUAUACAUGCAUAUAUGUCUCGUAGAUUAUGUUAUAUUUUCUAAAUCAUUGCCAAAAGAUAUGCCCUCACGGAAGUUUCGACGUGAUUACGAGAAAUACUUGAAGAAAUUUACAGAACGUUUAGCGAAAGAAAAGCAAACGGUAGGUAAUACGUGA